CCCAGCUGUAUUUAAUUGGCGCCGAUUUAAACCAAAACAACGAUUUAUAGUAAAAUGACGUUUAAUUGAGACACUUUUUAUAUACACGGUUAGGCACCAUCAUGGAGACUUCACACAUGGCAGAAAAUGGCAAUAAUCGGUCGGAGAUGCUCCUUUUGCCAGCAUCGACAGUCCGACUUAUCACAAGUUCUCAAGUCAUUACUUCCGUUGUCAGUGUCAUCAAAGAACUUAUCGAAAACGCACUGGACGCGAAGGCGACCAAUAUUGAUAUAAAACUGGACAAUUAUGGGUUUGACAAAAUAGAAAUACGAGAUAAUGGUGUGGGAAUAAAACGGUCGGAGACCACACAUAUGGCCCAGAGACACUACACAUCGAAAAUAUGUGAUCAUGACGAUUUAGAAACAUUGUGCACAUAUGGUUUUAGAGGAGAGGCGCUUGCAUCACUUUGUGCUGUUUCCAGUGUUACCAUGACAACCAAAACAGCUGAUGAUGAUAUUGGAAUGGUAUAUACUCUGGAUCACCAUGGAAAAAUCACAGCUACCAAGCCUGCUCCAGUCAAUCAGGGUAGCACAGUGAGUGCCACUCAGCUGUUCAAGAACAUACCAGUCAGAAAACAAUUCUAUAAUAGUAACAAGAAGAAGAAAGAAGAAUUAAAGAAAGUUGAGGAUUUGGUGAUGGCAUUUGGAGUAAUCAGGCCGGAAGUUCGAAUGACGUUGAGACACGAUAAAUCUCUACUCGUACAGAAAAAUAAAGUCAAUGAUUGCAAGACAGCGUUAAUGAAUGUACUUGGGACAGCUGUGAUGUCUCUGAUGGAACCAGUCGUCUAUUUGAAUACUGAGCCACAGAUUACCAUCAGUGGUUAUGUUCCAAAGCCUGGAUCAGACACGCAGCAAACAAGCAGACCUACCAAUGACAGAUGUUUCAUCUUUGUCAAUAAACGACCUGUUCAUCUGAAAGAAAUUGAAAAAUUGGUGAAGCACAUGUACAAUGACAGCAAUGGAAGUGACAGUUCAAAUCGUCGUUAUCCCAUCUUAUUCCUCAGUAUCAAUGUACCAUCCAGUGUUGUCGAUGUCAACUUGGAUCCAAAUAAGACCACUGUGUUACUACACAACAAGGAUGCCAUCCAUGCUGCAAUUAUAUCAAUGUUGGGAAAAGUCUAUGCUGGAAAAUCAAAACCUGAAAACCUGAGUGGUAGUCGAAUAGACGAUGAGGACCAUGUGCAUACAAGUCCAAAUGAUUCUCAAAACAUUGCAACCACAAUCGUCAGAGAUAAUGAUAAGUUAGAAUUUCAGUCAGUUGCUGGAGCAGUUAAAAUAAGUACCGUUGUCGAAAAUAGUGUGAAUGCAGACAAAUCAACACUUAGUAGACCUUUUGACACAUCAGACGAAAUACAGGAGACUCCACGUCAAGUUGCCAUGGACGAUAGGUUGGAGAGUGUAGAGAAUGAAGGUGAACUUGGUGAUAACAUUGAUUUUUCUCUUCUGGAUGAUUCAGUCAUAAAUAUGUUGAACUGUGAAAUGAAAGCAGGAGAUGUCAGUACUGCAGAAAUCAACGUUACCACUUCAGAAAAUAUUCUAACUGCAAAAUCAAGUUUUGAUGUGAAACAAGUACAUGGUCAUGGCAGUGUAUUGGACAGUGCACCUGGCUGUGAAGCAUUGACCAAUCAAAAUAUGGCAUCAUCUGAAACAACCAAUCAGGGAUUAAAAGUAUGUGGUGCCAAUACAAAUAAACCAAUUGUUGAACCAAGAAAAUUGAACAAAAAUCAGGGCAUGGUUAAUUUGGAAGAGAUUACUGGUGUUGACUGGAGUGCAGGUCGUGGUCUUGUUGAUGGUAAAGGUAUCCCUAUCCAAGUAAGUAAAGUUACCGAUGUUGAUGGUAAAGGUAUCCCUAUCCAAGUAAGUAAAGUUACCGAUGUUGAUGGUAAAGGUAUUCCUAUCCAAGUACAUUGUAUUCUUAUCCAAGUAAGUAAAGUUACCGAUGUUGAUGGUAAAGGUAUCCCUAUCCAAGUAAGUAAAGUUACUGAUGUUGAUGGUAAAGGUAUCCCUAUCCAAGUAAGUAAAGUUACUGAUGUUGAUGGUAAAGGUAUCCCUAUCCAACCUGUUCAGAUACUAGGUGCUGCAUGUUCUGUGGAUGGUACAAGUAAAACAUCACAAAGUCCAGUGAGAAAUAAAAGACCAUUAGAACUCAAGGCAAGUAAUCAUGGAAGUCAUCCAGGAUUAUUGGUGAAAGGGGAUGGACAAUCUACUCUGUACGACAUGGUAUGUAAUACUCCAAUCAGAAGACCUGUUACUGCACUACAGUGUUAUGCAAAUGAAGUUAAACCACAAGUUGUGGAAGAAAGCCCUGGACUAAGUUCACUGGCCAUUAAUAAAGUAAUAGCUGAUAAAUGGGAAAUUCUUGAUGAUGAAGAACGAGAAAAAUAUGAAACCAUAGCAACCAAUGAUGAGAACAGGUAUCAUCAGAAAAUUCUGUCAUCCAAACGUAAGAGAUCUUUAUGCAGCGUAAAACCAGUUGGUAAAAGGAAGCGAGUUGACCUGCCAUCAAACCAGCCAGUUCUGGAUACCACGUUGUUUUCACCGAGUGUCAACCAAUCUAGAAACGGGUCAAACCAAAAGCCAGAAGUGACAGUAAAAGUUGUUGAUGUGCCAUUUGAUAUGCAGUCACUGAAAAAAACCUGCAAAUUGAGUGGCAAGUCUAUCAAGAAUAUUGGGAAGCCCUGUUUAAUUGGUCGAUUAAAAUCACAUGGUAUAUGGUUUCUCAUCCGAGAUCAACAAGUAUCUGUGUUUAACCAUUACAGAGUUGAGGAAACACUUCUUUACCAUCGACUGAUAUCACAGCAUUUGUUACCAAGGCAACCGUUAGAAGCUGCAAUUACACUGAAUGCAAACAUGUUAGGUGGUACUGUACUGUGGCAGACAUUGCUUAGUAUGCAGAGUGAAGUCAGACCACCUGACCAAACUAGAUAUUACACUGAUAAAAGACUACUGUCAAAUGGUUUUGAAAUUCAACAAACUGUUGAUUCCCAAACUGGUGAUGUCUUACUUCAAAUUGUUGCCAUGGCAAGCUGUCUUUCUUAUGUAGGAGUGCAUGAUUUGAAGGAGAUCCUUGAAUUGGUUGCCACGACAACAGCUCACACAGUUGCUAAAUGUAGACCAGUUAAAGUCUCAGAUUGCUGGAAAACUCUCUCAGAUUGCUGGAAAACUGUUCCAGAUUGCUGGAAAACUGUUCCAGGUUGCUGGAAAAAUGUCUCAGAUUGCUGGAAAACUGUCCCAGAUUGCUGGAAAACUGUCAGAUUGCUGGAAAACUGUCUCAGGUUGUUUGAAAACUCUCUCAGGUUGCUGGAAAAUUGUCUAAGAUUGCUGGAAAACUGUCCCAGAUUUCUGGAAAACUGUCCCAGAUUUCUGGAAAACUGUCCCAGAUUGCUGGAAAACUGUCCCAGAUUGCUGGAAAAACUUUCUCAGAUUGCUGGAACACUGUCUCAGAUUGCUGGAAAAUUGUCUCAGAUUGCUGGAAAACUGUCCCAGAUUGCUGGAAAACUGUUUCAGAUUGCUGAAAAACUUUCUCAGAUUGUUGGAAAACAGUUUCAGAUUGUUGGAAAACUGUCCCAGAUUGCUGGAAAACUGUCUCAGAUUGCUGGAAAACUGUCUCAGAUUGGUGAAGCGGUGAGAAUGUCCAGAAAUCUGUCAUCAAAUCUUUCCGAAGGAGUCCAAGAUGUACUUGAUAGAAUGCAGAGAGAACUUCCUGCUGACUGCAAGACAUGCUUUCAUGACAAACCAUUUGAAGUCAAUAUCGCAUUGGAUCACGUAAUGGGCAGCAUAAUAGAGAAAAUAUGGGAAUAUCUGAUUUAUUAA
Molecule: messenger RNA, 3851 nt
Organism: Saccoglossus kowalevskii
Lineage: Eukaryota; Metazoa; Hemichordata; Enteropneusta; Harrimaniidae
Product: PMS1 protein homolog 1-like
Biological process (GO): mismatch repair
Cellular component (GO): MutLalpha complex
Molecular function (GO): ATP-dependent DNA damage sensor activity; mismatched DNA binding; ATP hydrolysis activity
Source: RefSeq, a predicted model, not a curated record